Ipomoea triloba (trilobed morning glory) is the source of this 1467-nucleotide messenger RNA. RefSeq names its product zinc finger CCCH domain-containing protein 2-like. Bases 117 to 1136 code for a protein of 339 amino acids. The record is from RefSeq and is a predicted model, not a curated record. The transcript has a single exon. Lineage: Eukaryota; Viridiplantae; Streptophyta; Magnoliopsida; Solanales; Convolvulaceae. Gene Ontology annotation, molecular function: metal ion binding.
UAUCUUCCCAUUCCUCACUCAACCGUUUCUUUCUUAUUUUAUACUAGGUCAGAUUAAUACUAAAUUUCCCAGAAUCGUUUCUUGAUUUCUUACUAUAUAUACAUUUUUAAUCUGUGAUGACGAGUGUUUGUGAGUUUCAAAAUUCCUAUCCGUUCUAUCUCAAGAAAGCUAUGGCGGAGUUGGAUGUUUCUCCGAGAAAGAUUCUGAGCCGCCGUGGUGCGGCGGACGGGGACGGGUACUUGGAUUCUCCGACGAAGAUUGAAGGUGGGAUUUUUCAGAAGUUUUUGCCGUACAAUAAUGGUGAGGAUGAGGAUGAAGAUGGUGAUGAUCCUUAUUCGGCGGAUCAUUUUAGGAUGUAUGAGUUUAAGGUGCGUCGGUGCACGCGCAGCCGGAGCCAUGAUUGGACGGAUUGCCCGUUUGCGCACCCGGGGGAGAAGGCCCGCCGGAGGGACCCGCGGAAGUUUCAUUAUUCCGGCACCGUGUGCUCGGAGUUUCGGAAGGGGAAGUGUAGCCGCGGAGAUAAUUGUGAGUUCGCGCAUGGGGUUUUCGAGUCGUGGCUACACCCGGCGCGUUACCGGACGGAGGCGUGUAAAGACGGGAGGAAUUGUAAGCGGAAGGUGUGUUUCUUCGCGCAUAGUCCACGUCAGCUCCGGAUUCUGCCGGUGAGCCGUUACCAAACGGGUUCUUUGUCUCCCGUCCACGAUCCCGCGGCGCGUUACUGCCACUCUCCGACUUCGACUUUGGUGGGGUUUUCCCACGCGUCGUCGCCGCCUCUUUCUCCAGCGGCGAAAACCCCGUUUUGCCGGUACGGAAUGACGGCGGCUCAACUUAUCGAGAUGAUGAGUUACAAAGAAGCGUUGACCGAACUGGUGAAUUCCCUAGAAGCCAUGAACGUGGAACAACAAGUCAAUCUCAACCCGCCCCUUUCACCGGCAACCAUAACCCGCAUGAACCGACCCGUAUCCGGAAAUGACCCGACCCAUUUCAGUCUUUCUAAUUCUCCGUCUACUCCGGGCGGCCAUAGCUCCGGCAGCGAAAUUCUCACACCACAGAGGAAUUGGACCGCUUUUUCCGACAACAGAGACGGCGGACUGACCGGAAUUGAUCUCGAUUGGGUGAAUGAUCUAUUAACAUAAGGAGAAUAUAAUGAAGGUGCAUGGAGGGUGGAAUUCCUGUACAUACAGAUCAUCAUCGUCAUCGGCGGUACCAUCGAUAUAUGUAUAUAUAUGCGAUGGGAUUAUGUGAUAAAUUACUUAAUUUCCAGAUUUAAUGCUUUGAUUAGCUGGUUUAAUUUUGCAUUGGAUCAAAAGCUUGUUCAGAGAGAGUCUGAUGAACUACGUACUAGCUAACUCCUUCAGCUUAAUGGGUGUUUAAUUAGGUGCUUAAUUUCCGAGUUUGGGUGAAAAUGUAAUUUGGUGUUAAUUACGGAGUAUUAUGAAAUAUAUAUUUAUUAUGCAAUCAAAUAUA